UCCUCCAGGCACAUUGCUUCCUUUCUGUCUAUGUUUAAGCUGUUGUUAAUCGGCGUGAUCAUUGUGGGCAAGGAUCCAUUUGCUCUAUUUGGCAUGCAGGCUCCAGGUCUCUGGGUUUGGAGUCAGGAGAAUAAGAUAUAUGCCUGUAUGAUGGUGUUCUUCUUCAGCAAUAUGAUCGAAAAUCAGUGUAUGUCUACGGGUGCUUUUGAAAUCACGCUCAAUGAUGUUCCAGUUUGGUCCAAGCUGGAGGCAGGCCACCUGCCUUCCAUGCAGCAACUAGUCCAAAUUCUGGAGAAUGAGAUGAAGAUGAACGUGCACAUGGACACACUUCCACACCAUCGCUCGUAACCUUGCCUCUGAUUCACUGAAUGGAGCCGAUGACCCCUCCAUUUCUGUGGUGAAGCUCUCCUACGGUUGUGAGGGGACGUUUAUGAAGGUUUGCGCUGAAAGUAGAGACUCUACUAGCACACGCCCGAUGUUCUGCGUUCUCCUCACCAUGCCCCUCGGAGAUGCACCACCUACAGAUGCUGGUGUGGGAUCUACGGCAACAACAGUGGCCAUAUAAUUAUGAUUGCAUCCCAUCUCUUGUGCAAUAACCAUUUGGUUCAGGUCAGGAUAUAUGUUCACUGACUCAAAUUUUAAUUUUAGUUCAGUUAGCUCAGUCAACAGAAUUUAUGAUGGCAUGUUUUACUUUCACAUCCUACUGCACUGCUAACUCUUGGUCUUUGUUUUAAUAAGUAGAUAUGAGAAGCUCCUAACUUAUACGCCCAACCCCCAUCAUGAUAAUUUAACAACUAAGUAACAUUAAUUAUAUUUCUGAGCCCUGGAUUUUAUAUUGCUUUGUAUAGCUUAAAAUGUUUACUAAAAGGAAAAUAAAAUUGAAUAAAACUAAA
Messenger RNA from Sinocyclocheilus grahami, 893 nucleotides. It is a transcript of the gene selenot1a, whose product is annotated as selenoprotein T, 1a. The transcript has 4 exons. Gene Ontology annotation, cellular component: endoplasmic reticulum membrane. The annotation marks the transcript as partial. Gene Ontology annotation, biological process: cell redox homeostasis. The record is from RefSeq and is a predicted model, not a curated record. Gene Ontology annotation, molecular function: thioredoxin-disulfide reductase (NADPH) activity. NCBI's taxonomy places the organism in Eukaryota, Metazoa, Chordata, Actinopteri, Cypriniformes, Cyprinidae.